Molecule: messenger RNA, 1363 nt
Organism: Salvelinus sp. IW2-2015
Lineage: Eukaryota; Metazoa; Chordata; Actinopteri; Salmoniformes; Salmonidae
Source: RefSeq, a predicted model, not a curated record
CUCUUUCCCUUCUCUCGCUCCCUCUCUCUUUUCCUUUUCUGCUCUCAUCCACUCAUUCGCGAGGGCUCGCUCACCAACUCCACACGAACAGGGAUGCAGCGAGCGCGCAGCGCAGCCUGAAAAAUGGCACUACUCUUCCUUUGGAUCUAUCCAUCCCUUUUGCUUUUCUCACUUUUUCUUUUUCACGAAUUCGCACCAUGUGAAGGCUUACGGAAUUACCCAGAGAAUGAAGUGACGUUGUUGGACUCCAUGUCUGCUCUGGGAAACCUAGGCUGGGAGGCCUACCCUGCCGAGGGGUGGGAGGAGAUCAGUGUGAUGGAUGAGAGGAACACUCCUAUGCGUACCUACCAGGUGUGCAACGUGAUGGAGGCCAGUCAGAACAACUGGCUGAGGACGCGGCACAUCGCCCGCGACGGGGCCCAGCGCGUCUACAUCGAGAUCAAGUUCACCCUCCGAGACUGUAACAGCCUGCCUGGAGUACCCGGCACCUGCAAAGAGACGUUCAACAUGUUCUACUAUGAAUCCAACAACGCCAACCUGUGGUUCAUCAAGGAGAGUCAGUACAUCAAGAUAGACACCAUUGCUGCUGACGAGAGCUUUACACAGGUGGAUGUGGGCGACCGUGUGAUGAAGCUCAACACAGAGGUGCGUGACAUCAGCAACCUAAGUAAGAAGGGGUUCUACCUGGCCUUCCAGGACCUGGGAGCCUGCAUCGCUCUGGUCUCUGUCCGUGUCUUCUACAAGAAGUGUCCCCUCACCGUGCUCAACCUGGCCCAGUUCCCUGACACCGUCACGGGGGGCGACUCGGCCCUGGUGGAGGUCAGAGGGCUGUGUGUGAACGCGUCAGAGGAGUUCGAGGCCCCCAGGAUGUACUGUAGCGCCGACGGGGGCUGGCUGGUGCCCAUCGGGAGGUGUGUGUGCAAGCCGGGGUACGAGGAGCAUAAGGACUUCUGCCAACUGAGUGUGGUCCUGAAGGAGAGGAGGAGUAAGGACAGUAUCACUCUGGCGUGGCAGGGCCCCGACAGACCCAACGGAGCCAUAGUGGAGUAUGAAGUCAUUUACUAUGAGAAGAACCAGAGAGAGCAGAACUACACAGUCCUAAAGACCAGGUCCAAUGUGAUGACCGUAGAUGGUCUGAAGCCUGGUACUACAUAUGUGUUCCGUGUCCGAGCUAGAACGGAAGGGGGAUACGGCAACUACGGAGGAGAGAUAGAACUGGAGACCAGCCACGAAGACAUGUUGGCCAUAGACCCCAACCAGUCUACUAUUCUGGCUGUGUCCAUCGCUGGAGGCAUCAUACUGCUGAUCUUUCUGGUUGCCUGCUUCGUCGUCAGUGGCAGGUAAGAGCAAUACACACCACACA